Messenger RNA from Hibiscus syriacus, 2048 nucleotides. RefSeq names its product ABC transporter G family member 9-like. NCBI's taxonomy places the organism in Eukaryota, Viridiplantae, Streptophyta, Magnoliopsida, Malvales, Malvaceae. The transcript is spliced from 4 exons. The record is from RefSeq and is a predicted model, not a curated record. Gene Ontology annotation, cellular component: membrane. Bases 28 to 1914 code for a protein of 628 amino acids. Gene Ontology annotation, molecular function: ATP binding; ABC-type transporter activity; ATP hydrolysis activity.
GUUGCUGUGUUAAUUGGAUUGGUAACAAUGGAGGCAGUGUUGGACAUUGAAGGUGAAACCCAGGCUGAAGAUGAGUUCAAAGGCAAACCCUUUUUAAAGAUUACAAAUCAACCUGUUGUUUUGAAGUUCAUAGAUGUGGUCUAUACAAUCAAGGUACAAAAAGCAGGUAAGGUGUUCGGAAAAAGUUUGGUUUCUGGAGAUAAUGAUAGAGUGAUCUUAAAUGGGAUCAGUGGGAUGGUUCGACCCGGGGAAAUGUUAGCCAUGCUUGGUCCCUCGGGCAGUGGCAAAACGACACUAUUGACGGCAUUGGGAGGCCGCCUAGGAGGGCACCUCAAAGGGUCCAUAACAUACAACGGGAAGCCUUUCAGCAAUUCGAUGAAGCGAAAAACCGGAUUCGUAACUCAAGAUGAUGUUCUUUACCCUCAUUUAACGGUGAUCGAGACGCUUGUCUUCACCGCUCUUCUCCGAUUACCUAAUAGUUUCACCAAACAAGACAAGAUCAUGCAUGCUGAAGCAGUGAUCGAUCAACUCGGACUAGUUAAGUGCAAAAAUUGCAUCGUUGGUAAUGCGUUUCUGAGAGGUGUUUCGGGUGGGGAAAGAAAAAGGGUUAGCAUUGGUCAAGAAAUGCUAAUAAACCCGAGCUUGUUGUUCUUGGACGAGCCAACUUCGGGUCUCGACUCAAGCACGGCUCAACGGAUUGUGUCGACACUGUUGGACCUUGCUAAAGGUGGAAGAACGAUUGUGUUAACGAUACACCAACCUUCGAGUAGGCUAUUUUAUAUGUUUCAUAAGAUUUUGCUGCUAUGUGAAGGCAAGUCUUUGUAUUUUGGACAAGGAUCGGCUGCUAUGGAUUAUUUUUCCAGCAUUGGAUAUGCCCCAUCAGUUGCCAUGAAUCCUUCAGAUUUCCUUCUGGAUCUUGCAAAUGGUGACUCACCAACUGAGUCAACAAAGGAGCCAACCCUGGUGAAGAAAACACUGAUUGAUGCCUAUGAGAUGAACAUUGCUGGGAAACUAAAGGAAGAGCUUCAAGAUGUCAGUAAUGAGCCAGCUGAUGAAUUGGAAAACAAGACUCGUGCGAAGUGGCCCACAACUUGGUGGCAACAGUUCAUCGUAUUGCUUCAAAGGGGAGUAAAAGAAAGGAAGCAUGAAUCAUUCUCCGGUUUGAACAUUGCUGAGGUCAUUAUUGUAUCUGUUCUUGCAGGUUUAUUAUGGUGGAAAUCUAAUAUUUCUCACUUGCAGGACCAGAUUGGACUCCUCUUCUUUAUUGCAGGGUUUUGGGGCUUUUUCCCUCUAUUUCAAGCUCUUUUCACCUUCCCUCAAGAACGUAUGAUGCUCCAAAAAGAGCGGUCUUCGGGCAUGUAUCGGCUUUCUUCAUACUUCAUAUCGAGAAUCGUUGCAGAUCUUCCCAUGGAGCUUAUACUUCCCACUGUUUUCAUCACCAUUACAUAUUGGAUGGCAGGGCUUAAACCCACAGCAUUCAAUUUCAUGCACACUUUAUUUGUACUUCUUUUCAGUGUCCUAGUCUCUCAAGGCCUAGGGCUAGCCCUUGGUGCCAUGGUUAUGGACUUAAAAUCAGCUACCAUUCUCGGCUCGGUCAUCAUGCUCACUUUCUUCCUUGCCGGCGGUUUCUAUGUCCAACAUGUUCCGCCAUUCAUAGCAUGGAUCAAAUACAUUUCCAUUAGCCAACAUACUUACAAACUCUUGAUGGGGGCUCAAUACACUCUAGAUGAAGCUUACCAGUGUGGUGAGCCUCCAAAAAAAUGCUACGUCGGAGAUUAUCCGGCUAUAAAAUCCGUUGGCCUCGAUGGGCAAGUUUUGUCUGCUGUUGCAUUGGCUAUUAUGCUUGUAAUGUACCGAUUGGUUGCUUAUUUGGCCCUCAUGAGAAUUGGGGUCACCAAAAAGUUAGAGCAUUAGAUGAGCCAUCUUCUAUAGUUACUUGCAUACAUCGGCUAUUAUGCUGUGGUUUUUCUUAAGCUUGAUAUACAAAGGACCGUCCUAUGCAAGGGCAUGAUUUUUUUAGUAGGAUCUCCAUGGUGUAAUCAGAUCGA